AUGCCGGGCAUGUUCCUCGUCUUGCUUCUCCUCCCGCGCAUCCUCGGGCUAUCGCUGGCCCUCACCAGGAGGCCUGUAGAGCAAGCAGACGCGGGGCCGGCCGGCGAGGUGGCGUAUAGCAACGGCGAGCUCGUGGUCGGAAGUGACGAGGAUCUCGUCGUUGUCUUCGUCGAUGUAGGUCAAGGAGCCAGGCGAGGCUGUCCGGAGGGCCGUGCAGCGCUGGGCGACGGCAGCGUGCACGGAGCAGAGGAGCACAUACCACCAUGGGUCUCACCAGCGGGUUUGACUAACCAACACCACGCAUUCUCCAUUGAGACCAGGAGGAAAACGUGCCCUCAUGCCUUCGCCAAGCUCAAGGCUCUGUUGCCAUCGUCAAGCACCGGACGCAACUUGUUGGUCGUAUCAACCUUUCAUGUCCGCCUCGGCCCGCUCUUGUGCAUCGUGCGGUCUGCUGUCUUGGUUGCCAUCGUCUUUGCCUGGAACUUGUUUCAUGCUGCAUCUUCAUUGCCAACAUGUCACGGGAAGAAGACGAUAUGUGGCGAUCGACUGGUGAUGACUGCCGUUGCUUUGAAGGCUUCCUGGGAGAAUCUUCCUUCUUUUCUUGUCGAUCUACAGUAG
Molecule: messenger RNA, 618 nt
Organism: Guillardia theta CCMP2712
Lineage: Eukaryota; Cryptophyceae; Pyrenomonadales; Geminigeraceae
Exons: 2
Coding region: 1-618 (205 amino acids)
Source: RefSeq, a predicted model, not a curated record